GGCAUUAAUGCAGAAUUUAUAAGCCUUGAAAGUGUCAUUAAACAAGGCAAAUUCGAUCGUACUGAUCUUGACCAUGCCUUUUAUGAUUAUCUGGCGGACAUUAUAUCGUCGGAAGUCAAAAAAUGUGGAGAUAGUGUACCCGUAGUGACCGGAAACUUUGGUGUUUUUCCGGGAAGUCUUCUUGAUAGCGUUGGACGCGGAUACACUGAUUUAUGUGCUGCUCUAAUCGCUUCCGGACUUCUUGCUAAAGAGCUUCAAAUUUGGAAGGAAGUUGAUGGAAUUUUCACUGCAGAUCCGCGAAAGGUUAAAAAUGCAAGGCUUUUAUCCACUAUUACUCCGGAAGAAGCCUCUGAGCUUACAUAUUAUGGUUCCGAAGUUAUACAUCCUUUUACUAUGGAACAAGUAAUGCGCAGGAAUAUUCCUAUUCGUAUAAAAAAUGUUAUGAACUCACUUGGUGACGGAACAAUUGUGCUUCCGGAUAAUCUAGCCGAGAAUGGAUGGUCGAAUAAUUACAAGAUUAAUAAUAAUGGAUAUUACUCUGACAUGUCGAAAAAGCAACCUACAGCUGUGACUAUUAAGGAUGGAAUUAUUGUUAUCAAUGUUCAUUCAAAUCGCAAAACAAUUAGUCAUGGAUUUUUUGCGCGGAUUUUUGCUGCAUUAGACACACAUGGAAUCAUAGUUGAUUUGAUUUCUACGAGCGAGGUUCACGUUUCAAUGGCUCUCAGCGCAAAUAUUGCAGAACAUGAAUUGCACGGGGCGAUACAGGAAUUAAAGAAAUUAGGACAGGUUGAUGUCCUCAAAGACAUGGCCAUUUUAAGCUUGGUUGGGAAGCAAAUGAAAAACAUGGUUGGUAUUGCUGGGAAGAUGUUUAGUACACUUGCGGCGGCGAACGUCAAUAUCGAAAUGAUAUCUCAAGGCGCUUCUGAGAUUAAUAUCUCCUGUGUAAUUGAUGAA
Molecule: messenger RNA, 954 nt
Organism: Acaulospora colombiana
Lineage: Eukaryota; Fungi; Glomeromycota; Glomeromycetes; Diversisporales; Acaulosporaceae
Source: the annotation of a GenBank genome assembly